Rubroshorea leprosula is the source of this 495-nucleotide messenger RNA. The record is from the annotation of a GenBank genome assembly. NCBI's taxonomy places the organism in Eukaryota, Viridiplantae, Streptophyta, Magnoliopsida, Malvales, Dipterocarpaceae.
AUUUUCUCAUUAAAGUUUCAAUUUUUUUUGUACCUGAGUUUGGGUUUUUGCUCUACAUUGAAAGAUGAGAAGCAAUCUGGAGAACAACAGCCCAAAUACCCACAUCCCAAUCCUCAAGUUCUUGGAUUGCUCUCUGAGGCUUUCUGUGGUUCCUCUUAGUGUUGCAACAAUAUGGAUAACUGUGACUAAUGACCAGGAAAACAGUACCUAUGGAACCAUAAAGUUCAGCAAUCUUUUGGGACUCAAGUAUAUGGUGUUCAUUUCUGCCAUAUGUGCCGGUUAUGCUUUUGUCGCAGUUGUGGCUUCAUGGUUCAAAUGCUUAGUUUCCAAAGCUUGGAUUUUCUUUGUCUCAGAUCAGGUUUUCCCUCAACAAAACUUCCUAAUGUUCCUUUCUUAACCCGAUAGGAUCUUGUCCAUAGAUUGGCCUAAUUUCUAAAAUAGUUUCUUGCCUGAAAUUAGGCCAAAUAUGUCUAAAAAUAAAAUUAUAGUUUUUGG